AGUGGUACGACAGUUAUGCUCGCAAAUCUUUCCUUCAGGUCCCACUUUCUCUCUCUCUUUCUCUCUCUCCUCCGCGUAUAUUUUCGUCGGACGUUCGUAACGGUCAUAUUUUCCGAUAUAUCUUUCUCUCUCUAAAAACUACCAAUGUAAUAAUCUCUACACAUAAAUACACGCAUUAAUAUACAUAAUUUUCCGCUUAAUCUUCGUAGUUUGCACUGAUUACUCUAUAAAUUCAGCUGAAUUUUUGGAGAAUUAGGGUUUUAAGAUAGUGAAAUGAAAAGUUUCCGGAGAGAUGUGAAGAUUGUGUGAGAGUAGCAAUGGUAGCUGCCGUAUCAACAACGAAGCUAAAUCCUAAGGUUACGUCGAAUUGUUCGAGUUAUCAGAAUCCGAAAAGGCCGCCAUUGUUGCCUUCAGAAGCUGAGAAUAAUGGACGUUCUAGAAGACCGAAAACCAAAGAGGUUAGUUCUCGGUACCUUUCGACUUCUUCUUCAUCUUCCGUCUCAACGACGUCGUCGAAUAAUACUUCGACUACUUACUCUUCGUCGUCAAACUCCGUUGCCUCAUUGCGGAGUCAAUCGCCGAUGCUGACUAGGAAGGUUCGACCGGUUGCGACGCCGGUUCGGGAUCCCGGUUCGGUUAAACGGUCCCAAUCAGUGGACCGGAGACGGCCUGUGACGCCUGUAUCAACAGAGACGUCUACUGCGGCAAAGCAGCUAUUGAAUUCCAGUAGGAGCUUAUCCGUUUCGUUUCAAGGUGAGUCAUUAUCUAUACCUGUCCGUAAAGCAAAACCUGCUCCUGCAACGAACAAUCUUGGUAGUACUGUAAGGAAGGGUACGCCGGAGAGAAGGAAAGUCACGGCGGAGUUUGUCACGCCGGAGAGGGGGAAAAUUGCGGCAGCUGCAGAGUUACUUAAGCCGGUGAGAGGAGAUCGGACUGAAAAUGUAAAGCCGAGUGAUCAGCAUAGGUGGCCGGGGAGGUCAAAGUCACUGAAUUCAAGUUUUCUUACACGAAGCAUGGAUUGUGGUACUACUGACGAGCCAAAAUUUGGAUCUGAAAGUGUCAUUAAGUCAUCGAUGAAAUCGGUAAUUGGCAUAUAUCACAGAGCUAGAAUUGAAAGUAAAUUGAAACCUCAAAGUGUUAAUGAUGAGAUUGAUAUGAAGUCAGCUUAUGGAUCAACUAUAUCUGUUGAUGCAUUGGCUUCAGAUAGUGAAAGUGUCUCUUCAGGGAGUACUACAGGUGUCCAUGAUGGUCCAAUUGUGACUCAAGGGCGAGGAGGUCCACGAGGUAUAGUUGUGCCUGCUAGGUUUUGGCAAGAGACUAACAACAGGAUCCGACGAGGGUCAGAACUUGGUUCUUCUGUGGAGAAAAAUGGUACAUUGAAAUUAAUGACUCCUUCAAAGCAAAUUGGUAAUAAGAAGUUUCUGAUUGAUAGCCCCACAACAUCACCUCGGGGUGUCCCAGCUUCUAAAGGUUUAUCUUCUCCUCGAGGGGGUCUAAGACCAGCGUCACCAAAUAAGGCAUUGAUAUCUCCUUUAAGAAGGAUGCCAAGUCCUACAAUAACAAGAAAUGGUAUUAUGGGUUCAAUAUCUAAUAAUUCAUGCAUCAUGCCCUCAAUUUCGAAUUUUGCUGCUGAUGCAAGAAGAGGGAAGGUAGGGGAGAACCGGAUAGUUGAUGCACAUGAAUUAAGGCUUUUAUAUAAUCGUCACCUUCAAUGGCGAUUCGUCAAUGCGCGAGCAGAAGCUGCACUAAAGGCACAGACAACAACAGCGGAGAGGAACCUGUACAAUGCUUGGUUAACUACUUUAAAAUUGCGGCAUUCUGUUAAGUCCAAAAGAAUUCAGCUGCUGCUGUUGCGGCAAAAUGUGAAGCUAUAUUCCAUCCUCAAAGGACAAGGGCCGUGUUUGGAUAGUUGGAGUAUGAUUGAUGGAGAUCAUCGCAAUGCAUUGUCAGGAGCUAUAUGUGCUCUGGAAGCCAGCACUAGUCGUCUCCCUGUUGUGGAAGGAGCUAGGGCAGAAGUUCAAAAUGUGAAAGAUUCAAUUUCUUCAGCCGUUGAUGUGAUGCAGGCAAUGGGAUCCUCAAUGUGUUCUUUGCUUCCAAAGGUAGAGCAGGUGGAUUCUAUGGUAUAUGAGCUUGCAGAUGUAGUUGGUAACGAGCGUGCUUUACUUGACCAUUGUAACGAUCUCUUGUCAUCACUGACAGCUCUACAGGUGAAGGAAUGUAGCCUGAGGACACAUUUAUUACAACUAAAAGACACGGUUUCUUGCUCAACAACAGAAGUGUAACGCUGAUCUUUUUGACUGCUUAACGGAAACACUAACAUCAAAGGAAGCUCUUCUUUAACCCAAGUGAUGGUGAUAUGACAAAUUGGUUUCUUUUAUAGCUAGAGUUACCUGAUUCAGGCUUGUGGAAUGCUGCAGUAAUUGCAUUUUGUAUGCAUCGUGAGUAGGAAAUUGCUGCUUUUAUGUUUCAUAGCAGCGCUUAUAUCUUCGGCUUUUAGCUUCAGGAACAUUUAUAGAUGUAUAUAUACUUCCAUCUUUAAAAGUAAUCCCUUCAAUGAUAAGUUGGAUAAAGUAAUAAAUGGGAGAUCUUUGAACA
Molecule: messenger RNA, 2595 nt
Organism: Nicotiana attenuata
Lineage: Eukaryota; Viridiplantae; Streptophyta; Magnoliopsida; Solanales; Solanaceae
Product: QWRF motif-containing protein 2-like
Exons: 6
Coding region: 318-2282 (654 amino acids)
Biological process (GO): spindle assembly; centrosome cycle
Cellular component (GO): centrosome; cytoplasm; nuclear microtubule
Molecular function (GO): microtubule binding
Source: RefSeq, a predicted model, not a curated record